Molecule: messenger RNA, 776 nt
Organism: Stegastes partitus (bicolor damselfish)
Lineage: Eukaryota; Metazoa; Chordata; Actinopteri; Pomacentridae
Product: UPF0585 protein C16orf13 homolog B
Exons: 6
Coding region: 1-618 (205 amino acids)
Source: RefSeq, a predicted model, not a curated record
AUGCUGGUGUCUCCUCAGGCAGAGAGGAACUGGGAGGGUGUUUGUUCAGUGCUUGAAGAUGUUUUGGAACCCCAAUCACACAGGCAGUUGUUUGCCUUAGAGCUGGGCUCUGGAACCGGGCAGCACGUCAUACGGUUUGCUCAGAAGAUGCCUUUUGUCACUUGGCAGCCAUCAGACAUCAAAGAGGAGUCUCGCGAAAGCAUCAAGGCUUAUAUUGCUGCAACCUAUGCAAAGACUGUGCUGCAGCCUGUCCACUUGGAUGUCAACGAACCGUGGGAGAAAUGGGCAGGCCUUUCUCGCAGCUCCUGUGAUGUUGUUAUUGCCAUUAACUUACUGCAGUACAGCUCCUUCCAAACUGCACAGGGUGUUUUCAAUGGAGCAGGUCAGAUCCUCAAACAAAAUGGCCUUUUGAUAACAUAUGGGGUGUAUGCUAUUAAUGGAACCAUUACACCAAGUUGCAACGAGCACCUGGAUGCAGAGCUUCGGAAAAUGAAUCCAGAGUGGGGUCUUCCAGACAUUGAUGUGCUCAGACAGCUGGCUUAUGGAAAUGGGAUGCGUAUGGAGAGGAUAGUUGAGAUGGAAGACUACUACAAAUGCCUCAUCUUCAGAAAACUUUAAAGAAGCCAAAGUACACAAAGGAGAUUAACAAACCUUUUUUUCCCCCCUAUAUCCAUGUAUAAUUCUAAGUUAUGUGUAAUUCUGCCAUAUCAAUAUUGUGUCAUGUUACAGCCUUCACAUUUGUAGAAGACACUUUAACUGCCCCUAAGUUACACAGA